AGAAACAAUUAUAUUUCAACAAAGAAAUACUCUUAUUUAUUACAUUAGACUUUCCUAUUGGAUAAGCUUCUUGAAUAAUAGCGCGAUAAGAGAUAAUUAACUCGUGUAUCGAAAAAGAAAUGCGAAUAUAAGCAACCGAUAUUUUGUUUAGAACACCCUAAAAUAAAGCAGUCAAAAAAGUAAAAUCAUCCCUUGAUGAGAGUAUUUGUCGAAGAAUGAAAUAUGAUCACAAUGAAGUAAAGGAGAGCAUGUCUGUGAAAUGAAGAAUUCAUCAUCGGAACUAGAAAAGACCAAGUCGACUUUUAAUUCAUGGAACGAUGCGCGUAUUUUAACGCACGUCGCUUCAAAUAGAACACCUGAUUUCGCUCAUCUAAAGAUAUUUGAUCCGCAUGUAAUGCCGAGGCAAUCCUCCAAUCGUAAUUCGUCGAAUGUCAAAAACGAGAAUAAUUAUUACAAUACCGCUGAUAGACCGCCAGAUUACCUGAAAACUAACAAUACUAUCAACACUGUGCACCUGCAGAAUCCUUACAAACCGCCCCAACGAUUGGAGGGAUUUCCGGCUCGUGAUCAUUCCAAGAAUAUGUACCGAUCGCAAGAUUUCACCCUAAGAUCGAGGUAUCACAACAACUUACUCGCGAAGAAUCUUACUAAAGAAUCAAUUCCAAAUAGGAGCAAUGAUCAGGAAAACGAAAAAGUCGAAAGAUUGUUGAAGAAAAAGAAGCCUCAACUAUUCACCGAACUCGGUGAACUUACUAAGCAAUAUUGCACGAACAGCACUCUUCACGGUUUGCGUUACAUUGGUAACUCGGAAUUGUCAAUCAUAGAAAGACUAUUUUGGAUAAUCUCGUUCAUCACUGCGUUGGGAAUGGCUACAUAUUAUAUCUAUUAUCUCUAUCAAAAGUGGAACGGAUCGCCCAUCAUUAUUUCUUUGAGUCCCGAGCCGGUUUCUCUUAAUGAAUUCCCUUUUCCUUCCAUAACAAUCUGCAAUAUGAACAAUGUCAAAAAAACUGAAGCAAUACGGAUCGCGCGCGGGUCUGACGAUUUGGAUAAAAUAUUGAUGGACGAUUUUUGCCAUUCGGAAUCAAGCAACAUAACUUAUGAUCAGAAUGAGGCUAUAGACUGGAACAAGAAGCUGGGGUUUAUGAUCAAUGUAUCUCAGCCAUGCACGGACAUGUUGUACUAUUGCCUUUGGCACGGGAAUCAGACCGAUUGCGAGAAGAUUUUUAAUCCUACGAUGACCGAUGAGGGUAUUUGUUGCAAUUUCAACUCGGUGACCAGGCAACAUCUCUUUUAUAAUCCACACGACUGGCCCGAUUUGAAUAUAACAUAUCCAUCCAGCAGCGUCGAUUGGAAUGCUGAAAAGGGAUAUGACGCGAGUAUGCCAGCGGAUGUUAUACCGUGGAGGCCAUAUGGUUCUGGACUGUUUUACGGUUUGACUUUAGUCCUUGACGUGGAAGCAAGUGAAUAUUAUUGUUCGUCAACCGCUGGUAUGGGCUUUAAGAUGCUGCUACAUAAUCCCGUGGAGACGCCGAAAAUCGCCGAUUUCUCAUUCUCGAUCACGCCAGGUGAGGAGACCCGAGUGAUUAUAAGACCACGAAUAUCGACUGCCAAUCCGUCGAUAAUCUCUAUUCCGCAAAAUAAGCGGAAGUGCUUCUUUACGACCGAACGAAAAUUACGUUACUAUCGAACAUACACGCAGAGGAAUUGCAUUCUGGAGUGCGAGGCGAAUUAUACGCAGAAACUCUGCCAUUGCGUGCAGUAUUACAUGCCAAUGUUGUUUACAGAAGCAGCGAAAACACCGAUCUGCGGUAAGAAAGAUGAAUCGUGUGCUACACUAGCCAGAAAAAAAAUGGAAAUUAAGCUCUAUGUCGAGGAUCUGAAUCCGAUAAACCUUACGGAAGUACCGAGCUGCAACUGCUGGCCUGGCUGCUUUGAGAUCAAUUAUAGAAUAGAGCUUUCGCAGAAUAAAUUAUCGUCGACCUUCAACAUCGAUAAACAAUACGUGAAGAAAAAUUUAAAUUAUUUCACGGAAAAUGCGGCGGUAGUUCACCUGUUCUUCGUAGACUCUCAAUUCACGAAAUACGUAAAAAAUGAGCUCUACGGAUUCACCGAAUUUCUGUCAAGUACGGGCGGCUUGCUCGGUCUCUUUUUGGGCUUCAGUUUUCUGUCAUUCAUGGAGAUUGUGUACUUUGCAACCAUGCGACUGUGGUGUCGUUUACACAAUCGUCGGGAGUCGCAGAGACCUAUCACGCUCCAGAUACACCCGUUAGAUGAUAGGAGGAAAGUGAUUUAUCCGUUCGCGAACUGAAGUACGUUUUUUCCGAUGCAAAUGCGAUGUAAAUAAUGAUUUGACGUAUUAUGAAGAGUAUUAUAUAUCAAAAACUGCAU
Camponotus floridanus (Florida carpenter ant) is the source of this 2388-nucleotide messenger RNA. RefSeq names its product pickpocket protein 28. Gene Ontology annotation, biological process: sodium ion transmembrane transport. The transcript is spliced from 12 exons. Lineage: Eukaryota; Metazoa; Arthropoda; Insecta; Hymenoptera; Formicidae. The coding region runs from base 260 to 2308 and encodes 682 amino acids. Gene Ontology annotation, molecular function: ligand-gated sodium channel activity. The record is from RefSeq and is a predicted model, not a curated record. Gene Ontology annotation, cellular component: membrane.